Molecule: messenger RNA, 732 nt
Organism: Enterobius vermicularis (human pinworm)
Lineage: Eukaryota; Metazoa; Nematoda; Chromadorea; Rhabditida; Oxyuridae
Source: the annotation of a GenBank genome assembly
AUGGACAGCAAAACUGUUUUUGCCAGCAUUGAUAUUGACAGCAUUUCAGUAUCGCUUUAUCAUCCCAGUUGGCAUGAGGGCGAAGUCCGAAUUUAUGCUCCGUUUAGAGCCUUCAGCUCAGAACGAAUAGAUGCUAUUCUUGGUCUGAAGAUGGGACUCAAAAAUGCCAACGUAACACUUAAAAGUGUGGUACCCGAUGACAACAAAAAUCACAAAUUUGUUGGCUUAAAAUAUAACGAACGAGUUGAAUUGCUAAACAGAGUUUCUAUGGAAGAAGAAUUUGAAAAAAGUUUACGAAAAGGUCUACCAUACCCAAUUUUAAAAGUUAUUGAAUACUUGAGUGUAGAUCGAGGAGGUUUUAUAUGGGGAAGACAAUAUCGACUUUGCGGAUACUACACAUAUUGUUUACUAUGGACGGCAUUCGGUUGCUGGCUAAUUCAAGUAGCUAUGUUGUGCUUUGUACCACGCUAUUUCGGCACUAUGGCUUGUAGUGUAGGAAUUAUAACGCUAGCAUCUGACCUACUGUAUGCUGUUUGUUUGCCAAGGUAUCUUCAAAUUCCCUUCCCGUCCGUCGAAUCGCCCUUAGCAGUACUGGAACUUCAUCUUUCCACUUGCUUCUAUGUCACAUUGGCUGCAGGUACAUUUUGCAAUUUUAUUGGCUUUAACUGAAUCGUUAGCGCGGUUUUCGGUGGGAUUUUGCAUUACUUGGAGUCAAAAUCAAUCUAUAAACUG